GUGGUGAUGCUAAGGCUGCUGGGCAGUCCCAGGGAGACGGUGGCCAGCCAGGGGCUGGGGACGCUCGGAGGCAUCAGAGGGGACGUGCAGAACACCGGAGACACACCAUCACCAACGGUGUGGACUUCAGCAUGCUGAAGCACAUGAAGGAGCUGGAACAGGAGAAGGAUUUCCUGCUGCAGGGUCUGGAGCUGAUAGAGCGUGCCAGGGAGUGGUACCACCAGCACAUCCAGUUCAUGCAGGAACGCCAGAGGCUCCUGGGGAAGAACAAAACCACUGCUGAAUUCUUCCCUGAGGGUGGCCAGAGCCACCUGGGGCUCCUGGUCCCCAAGCUGCAGGAGGUGAACCGCUGCCUGGGUGACCUUCUUUCCACCGCCGGCAAGGAGGUGACCGACAAGAGCGAACGCAUCACCCAGUUGGAGCAGGAGAAAUCUGCCCUGAUCAAGCAGCUCUUUGAGGCUCGUGCCCACAAUAACCACGAAACGAGCCAGCUGGACUCCACCUUCAUCUAG
Messenger RNA from Pterocles gutturalis (yellow-throated sandgrouse), 512 nucleotides. Its product is annotated as suppressor APC domain-containing protein 2-like. The record is from RefSeq and is a predicted model, not a curated record. The transcript is spliced from 4 exons. NCBI's taxonomy places the organism in Eukaryota, Metazoa, Chordata, Aves, Pterocliformes, Pteroclidae. The annotation marks the transcript as partial.